Messenger RNA from Suricata suricatta (meerkat), 2272 nucleotides. It is a transcript of the gene FTCD, whose product is annotated as formimidoyltransferase cyclodeaminase. NCBI's taxonomy places the organism in Eukaryota, Metazoa, Chordata, Mammalia, Carnivora, Herpestidae. The coding region runs from base 44 to 2110 and encodes 688 amino acids. The record is from RefSeq and is a predicted model, not a curated record. Gene Ontology annotation, molecular function: folic acid binding; transferase activity. The transcript has 16 exons.
CGCUCUGCCCUGUGCGUGGAGCACCGAGAUCCAGGCCAGGACCAUGUCCCAGCUGGUGGAAUGCGUUCCCAACUUCUCCGAGGGGAACAACCAGGAGGUGAUCGACGCCAUCUCCCGGGCCGUGGCGCAGACCCCGGGCUGCGUGCUGCUGGACGUGGACGCGGGCCCCUCCACCAACCGCACCGUCUACACCUUCGUGGGCCAGCCCAAGGACGUGGUGGAGGGGGCCCUCAACGCCGCUCGGGCCGCCUUCCGGCUCAUCGACAUGAGCCAGCACAAAGGGGAGCACCCUCGGAUGGGCGCCCUGGACGUGUGCCCCUUCAUCCCGGUGAGGGGUGUCACCAUGGAUGAGUGUGUGCUCUGCGCCCAGGCCUUUGGCCAACGCCUGGCGGAGGAGCUGGGUGUGCCCGUGUACCUCUACGGGGAGGCGGCGCAGACAGCCGGGCGCCGGGCCCUGCCGGCCAUCCGGGCCGGGGAGUAUGAGGCGCUCCCAGAGAAGCUCAAGCAGGCCGAGUGGGCGCCUGACUUUGGUCCCAGCACCUUCGUCCCCAGCUGGGGGGCCACUGUCACGGGGGCACGGAAAUUCCUCAUUGCGUUCAACGUCAACCUGCUCAGCACCAAGGAGCAGGCGCACCGGAUCGCCCUCAACCUCCGGGAGCAAGGGCGCGGGAAGGACCAGCCAGGACGCCUGAAAAAGGUGCAGGGCAUUGGCUGGUACUUGGACGAGAAGAACCUGGCCCAGGUGUCCACAAACCUCCUGGACUUCGAGGUGACAGCGCUGCAUACCGUCUAUGAGGAGGCCUGCCGAGAAGCGCAGGAGCUGAGCCUCCCGGUGGUGGGCUCACAGCUGGUGGGCUUGGUGCCUCUGAAGGCCCUUCUGGAUGCCGCCGCCUUCUACUGCAAGAAGGAGAAUCUCUUCGUCCUGGAGGAGGAGCACCGCAUCAGGCUGGUGGUGAACCGGCUGGGCCUGGACUCUCUGGCCCCUUUCAACCCUAAGGAGCGGAUCAUCGAGUACCUGGUCCCCGACCGCGGGCCUGAGCGGAGCCUGGUGGACGAGCCCCUGGGUGCCUUUGUCCGCGAGGUGGGCGCCCGCUCAGCGGCCCCGGGGGGCGGCUCUGUGGCAGCGGCCAGUGCAGCCAUGGGCGCCCCACUCCGCACCCACUCUGGGGCCCCUGAGGCCUGCAGCCACUCCGCACCCACCCCGGGGCCCCUGAGGCCUGCAGCCACUCCGCACCCACUCUGGGGCCCCCGAGGCCUGCAGCCACUCCGCACCCACCCCGGGGCCCCUGAGGCCCACAGCUGGCCUGGCACCCACCCCGGGGCCCCUGAGGCCCGCAGCUGGCCCAACGCCCAGGCGCACAGACCCUGGAGGAAGGCAUCAGGAGGGGUGUCCCAGGAGGAUGUCUGGGUCACAGAGCCGUCGGCCAGCCUCAUCGGGGUAUCGCGGCCUUCUUGUUGGCACUGGGGACACUGCUGUGUGAACACGUCUGGCGUCUGUCCCUGGGCGCUGGGGGCCGCCUGUGGGAAUGAUCCGCAGGGCUUGCUGCCCAAGGUGGCUGUGCUUCUCACUUUGAAGGCUGCUGCCAAGUGGCCCUUGGGGGGCUGCACGGAUGGGGCCCCGCCCGAGAGGUCUGAGGGCUCCUCCCUGGACCCCGCCAUCGGACUUGCAGUCACCCGUGGUUUGUCUCUGGAGCUGCCCUGGUGUGCGCUGCUCAGUGUGGGCAGCCAGGAGCGUUUCCCGAACGAAGCGACAAAGCUGCCCAAGAACACGCCUGAGGAAAGGGAGCGGCGGGCGGCUGCCCUGCAGGAGGGGUUGAGGCAGGCGGUGGCCGUGCCCUUGGCGCUGGCAGAGAAGGUGACCUCACUGUGGCCCGCGCUGCAGGAGCUGGCACAGUGUGGAAACGUGGCCUGCCGCUCGGACCUGCAGGUGGCAGCCAAAGCCCUGGAGACGGGUGUGUUCGGGGCGUAUUUCAACGUGCUCGUCAACCUGAAGGGCAUCACCGACAGUGUGUUUAAGGAGCAGACCCACCAGCACAUCUGCAGCCUCCUGCAGGAAGCCAAGACCCAGGCGGCGCUGGUGCUGGACUGCCUGGCGGCCCGGCAGGAGUGAGGGCGCCGGGGACCUCGUGAACGCUGCACCCCUCAGUGCCCCUCCCCUUCCCCGGAAGGGUCCAGCCUCCAGACCGGCCCCUGUGGGGCGCUGAGCGGGCUGGGUGGGGCGGCAGGAUCGCCCCCCAUCUCUUGUGGCUUCUAGUAAAGUCCUGACACACCA